AUGAUCAACAAUUUGGAUCGUGAGAAAGAGUUGAUGGCGCUGAAAGUAGUCAUGGCCUGGAUUCACAUGAGUGCGGAUGAAGUCAAUCCCUGGGAACUGGAAGGAAUGAUGAUUCAACAAUUUCAACUCACCUCUACCGACAAACUCAUCAGAACUCUCAGUCGUUUAGGCGGUAAUGCUGUAUGGAAACCCCCAACGAAGCUCCGUUACAAACUCAACGAAGCUCGACGUUACAUCAUGAUUGAUGGAUCACUCAUGCCCUGUUGGAAUGCCUUUAAUCACUUGGCGGAUACACUUUGUCUGCCUCGCCCGCCCUCGCCCGCCGCUGUGGUCACUCACCGAAAGCGACGUCACUCAGGCCAUCUGCUUCGGAGUGGCCUGAAGGCGAUCUCUGAAGCUGAGUCCGUUUCCGACUGCGAUCAACCAGGCCCUUCCAACAAGAUGGCCCCGCACCACGACGACAAUGAAGACGAUGGCGCUCCCACCAACUCAACUCGUUCUUCGACUCCUCGUGGCCAUGAAAGUGCAUCGAGUGGUGAAAAUGAAGAUAAACACAUGAAGAAAAAUGAGGGUUGCCCCAAAUGUCACAAAACAAUGUAUGGCAAAGCGUGUUUGAAAUGCCAAGACGGAUGUUCAAAAUGGUGGCAUACACGAUGUUUUGAUGCCACGUUGCAUUAUCGAGCUGAUGAAGCAAAAGCUCGAGCACGUGAUGGACAACUUCUCUGUGCUGCAUGUCGAAAGGAAAUU
Mesorhabditis belari is the source of this 747-nucleotide messenger RNA. Lineage: Eukaryota; Metazoa; Nematoda; Chromadorea; Rhabditida; Rhabditidae. The record is from the annotation of a GenBank genome assembly.